Messenger RNA from Strigops habroptila (Kakapo), 3176 nucleotides. It is a transcript of the gene AMDHD2, whose product is annotated as amidohydrolase domain containing 2. Gene Ontology annotation, molecular function: N-acetylglucosamine-6-phosphate deacetylase activity. Gene Ontology annotation, biological process: N-acetylglucosamine catabolic process. The record is from RefSeq and is a predicted model, not a curated record. Bases 288 to 1517 code for a protein of 409 amino acids. The transcript is spliced from 11 exons. NCBI's taxonomy places the organism in Eukaryota, Metazoa, Chordata, Aves, Psittaciformes, Psittacidae.
ACGUGACCGGGACCGGCACCGCCCCUGCCCCUCGGCCCGGCCCCGCUGCCCCGGGCGGGGGCUGCAGGGGGUCCCGCCGCCGGGCCGUUUCCGCAGGGCGCCGGCCCGGAGCCGCGGGGAGGGGCAGGGCCUGCCCGCUGCCUGCCCCCGGGCGGCGCUGCGGCAUCCCCGCUCCUCACCGGCUCCCCGUUCCAGCGGCGCCCACUCGCACCUGAGCCGCGGCCUUGCUCCGGUGGCCGCCCCGUGCCCACCCCCCCCCCACUCCCGCCGGUUCCCGCGGUCCCACGAUGCCGUCCAACAAAUCCGUCUCGGAUGCGCCCAUCGUCCAGUUCACCAACUGCCGCAUCCUGCGGAGCCAUCAGCUCCAGAGGGAGGACCUGUGGGUGCGAGAGGGGAAGAUCCUCAACCCGGAGAAACUCUUCUUCGAGGAGAAGGGAUCUGCUGACAUCCAGCUGGACUGUAAGGACAGCAUCAUCGCCCCGGGCUUCAUCGAUGUCCAGAUCAAUGGAGGCUUUGGGGUGGACUUCUCCCUGGCUACAGAUGACUUCAAAUCAGGGAUUGACCUGGUCAGUCAGAAAAUCCUCUCCCAUGGCGUGACCUCCUUCUGUCCCACCCUGGUGACCUCUCCUCCAGCUGUGUACCACCAAGUUCUCCCUCAGAUCAGUAUAAGAAAUGGUGGAGCCCAUGGAGCAGGUAUCUUGGGGGCCCAUCUAGAAGGACCGUUCAUCAGCAAGGAGAAGAAGGGGGCGCACCCGGAGCACUGCCUCCGCACCUUUGAGGCGGGUGCCUUCCAGGACCUGCUGGCCACCUACGGGUCCCUGCACUGUGUCCGGAUUGUCACCCUCGCCCCAGAGAUGAAGAGGAGCAGCGAGGUGAUCCGGGAGCUCACCAAGAGGGGCAUCUGUGUCUCCCUGGGUCACUCAGUGGCUAAUCUUUCCCAGGCUGAGGAUGCUGUGCAGCACGGUGCUACCUUCAUCACUCACCUCUUCAAUGCCAUGUUGCCGUUCCACCAUCGUGACCCUGGGAUCGUGGGGCUGCUGACAAGUGACAAGAUUCCCGCUGGGCGGAGGGUCUUCUACGGCAUGAUCUCUGAUGGCAUCCACACCAACCCUGCCGCCCUGCGAAUCGCCCACCGAGCCCACCCCAAAGGCCUGGUGCUGGUGACAGAUGCAAUCGCUGGCAUGGGGCUGGCACCAGGUCGGCACACGCUGGGGCAGCAGGUGGUGGAGAUUGAUGGGCUGAACACCUACAUUGCAGGCACAAAGACCCUGAGUGGCAGUGUGGCAACCAUGGACACGUGUGUGCGACACUUUCAAGAAGCCACAGGGUGCUCAGUAGAGAUCGCGUUGGAGGCAGCGUCUCUGCAUCCCGCCCAGCUCCUGGGGAUUGAACACAAAAAGGGGACACUAAAUUACGACUCCGAUGCAGAUUUCCUGAUGCUGAAUGAUGGUCUGUAUGUGCAAGCCACGUACAUCGCAGGCGAGGAAGUCUGGAGACAGGAUGCAUUAGGCAUGUGACACUGGGCUGUCCCAGUGCCCUCCAGGCUCCAGGCCACCCUCGAAGCUGUGGUAGCAGCUUCACCCCACUUCUCUCUUUUCUUCUUUUGUUUUUUUAAUUCCUUCCUGCAACUCCCUUAAAGGAGCCUCAUACCAAAGAGCUGCGUUUUCCAGCGCAAUCGCUGCUUCCAGUUACUGCCAUGCCUGCGCCAGAUGUGUUGGUGCUCGGUUGGUGGUGUGGGGAGAGCAGGCAGAUCUGUGCUGGGGGGGACUGCCAGGCCCUGGAGUGACCUGAAGGCCUGCACAGCUGUCCUGCAUGGAGUCCCCAGAAAGAGGUGCUCCUGACACCAUCUCACAGCAGUGUGAAGCUGUCCCAGCCUCUGCACUGUUUUAUAGAGCACUCGCUAACCUGCCCUGUGCCUGAGGCAGGCUCAAGCCAUUUCCAUUCCCCUGUCUGCUCUUUGCCUCGCUCCCGGGAAGCCAUGGCUGGUUACACAUCAGCUUCCACCAGCUCAGCUCGCAGCUCUUCACGUUAAAAGGUUGCUGUUGUGUCAGCAGAAGUCGAGGAUCACAUUCUGAUCCCCCGGCAGUCCCUCUGCCGUGUGUCCUUGGAGCAAGGCUGUCGCAGCUUGCCGACUUGGUGCCGUUGUGGGGCUCUGAAUCCAUGUGGGCUGAAUCCUCAGGGCAGAGAUCAAACCCAGGAAAAACGAAUCAUUGCUGGUCCUUUGUGCCUUUCCCCUGCAUGGGCAUUGAGUUCACAGCACGUGGUUUCAGCUGGAGACAUGGACAGCAUCCUACCACAGAAAGCAAUGUUCCUCUUAACCCCUUGUUCUGGAUAGAUGGGUUCUGCAGGCUCUGCGCUCAGCCUCUGGAUUAUCUGAUGGGGUUGUGCAUUCCUCAGGUCACAGACAGGAAGUUUUGCUUUAGAGGAUGCAUCCAGAUUGAUGCUGACAGGCAAACAAGCUCUUGGUCCAGCUCAGGGACUGAGGGAAGGAGAACUGCACUGGGAGUCUGGUCUUUCAAGGCAGCUUGUGAUAGCUCAGUAUUCCCGUGCUCAUUAUUAUCUUCUCCAAUAUUUGGCUGUCAGCUCUUUUCCUGUCACUUGGACACUUCUGUGUGAAGACUGUUGCUGAUUUCAAACCUACCACACUCACUCAGAACAGCUUUGUUGAUUCUUGCACAAUCUCUGGACAAGCCUCAGACCAGUUAGAUGGGUUUUGUAUGAGGGGAGGGCUUAGGCAAGGGCUAAGCCUUAGCAAGGGUGGAGGCUGUAAGGCAAGGCAAGAGUCCAGCCAGGAUGGGCAGAAGUGUGCUGAUUUUUCCAGUACCUUUUUAUAACCUGUAACAGCAACAUUUGGAAGUGCUUUCCUACCGCUUCAGAGCCCUGCUGGAAUAACUGGCAGCCUUGGAGAAUUUCUAACAUCAACUCCCAACAUCAGCAGAAAUUGUAACCUCCACAAUGUGAAGCAUUUGAAAGAGACAUCAAAUACUGUGCUAGGAAACGUGACCUGCUGCAGCGUUACAGAUCCCAGCGAGGGCACUUUGGGCUGCUGUUGGAAAAAAAUCCAAGGGAAAAAAAUGCAUAUGAAACAAGGUUUCUAAUUUUUUUUUAUUAUUAUUAUUAUUUACAAAAUUAAGCAAUCGAAAGGAAAUCUAAAAUAGAAAUGGAAUUAGACAACA